Molecule: messenger RNA, 270 nt
Organism: Colletotrichum truncatum
Lineage: Eukaryota; Fungi; Ascomycota; Sordariomycetes; Glomerellales; Glomerellaceae
Source: RefSeq, a predicted model, not a curated record
AUGACUGAACGUACGAAGGGAAAAUUCAAGUUCGAUCCUCUCGCACAGAUGUCUGCCGACGCGAAAGUGCCUGGGCCUCUGUUUAAUAAUGGUUCACAAGCCUCGGACGCCAUUGUCGAUAAUGAUGAUCCGUUUUCUAUUAACGGCCUCCGCGACGUCGCGCCUAUUAAUAUAAAGCGAUCCGGAGAGGUAGAGACUAUUGAAGACAGCAGUGAUAGGGCGAGUCUAACGAAGCAGCCUAAACGGGGCAGUUUGCGUAGGAGGAAAUAG